GUCCCGGGUGUUCUCGGCUGGAGCUCCGGGUCGAGAGGACAAGGUGCAGCUGCUGGGAGAUUCCUCCGCUGCCUCCGGCUCCCGGAGCCCAGCCCUUUCCUAACCCAACGCAACCCAGCCCAGUCCUAGCCGCCAACGCCUGUCCCUGCCGCGGACUCCAGCGUUACCAUGAAUCCUGUCGUCUUCCUAUCCUUACCCGACCUCAGAUGCUCCCUGCUGCUCCUGGUAACUUGGGUUUUUACUCCUGUAACAACUGAAAUAACAAGUCUCGAUACAGAGAAUAUAGAUGAAAUUUUAAACAAUGCUGAUGUUGCUUUAGUAAAUUUUUAUGCUGACUGGUGUCGUUUCAGCCAGAUGUUGCAUCCAAUUUUUGAGGAAGCUUCUGAUGUCAUUAAGGAAGAAUAUCCAAACGCAAAUCAAGUAGUGUUUGCCAGAGUUGAUUGUGAUCAGCACUCUGAUAUAGCCCAGAGAUACAGGAUAAGCAAAUAUCCAACCCUCAAAUUGUUUCGUAAUGGGAUGAUGAUGAAGAGAGAAUACAGGGGUCAGCGAUCAGUGAAAGCACUUGCAGAUUACAUCAGACAACAGAAAAGUGACCCCAUUCAGGAAAUUCGGGACUUAGCAGAAAUCACCACCCUUGACCGAAGCAAAAGAAGUAUCGUUGGAUAUUUUGAGCAAAAGGAUUCAGACAACUAUAGAGUUUUUGAAAGAGUAGCAAAUAUUUUGCAUGAUGACUGUGCCUUCCUUUCUGCAUUUGGGGAUGUUUCAAAACCAGAAAGAUAUAGUGGAGACAAUAUAAUCUACAAACCACAAGGGCAUUCUGCUCCAGAUAUGGUGUACUUGGGAACUAUGACAAAUUUUGAUGUGACUUACAAUUGGAUUCAAGAUAAAUGUGUUCCUCUCGUCCGAGAAAUAACGUUUGAAAAUGGAGAGGAAUUGACAGAAGAAGGACUGCCUUUUCUCAUACUCUUCCACAUGAAAGAGGAUACAGAAAGUUUAGAAAUAUUCCAGAAUGAAGUAGCCCGGCAGUUAAUAAGUGAAAAAGGUACAAUAAACUUUUUACAUGCUGAUUGUGACAAAUUUAGACAUCCUCUUUUGCACAUACAGAAGACUCCAGCGGAUUGCCCUGUAAUAGCCAUUGACAGUUUUAGGCAUAUGUAUGUGUUUGGAGACUUCAAGGAUGUAUUAAUUCCUGGAAAACUCAAGCAAUUUGUAUUUGACUUACAUUCUGGAAAACUGCACAGAGAAUUCCAUCAUGGACCGGACCCAACCGAUAUAGCCCCAGGAGAGCAAGUCCAAGAUGUAGCAAGCAGUCCACCUGAGAGCUCCUUCCAGAAACUAGCACCCAGCGAAUAUAGGUAUACUUUAUUGAGGGAUCGAGAUGAGCUUUAAAAACUUGAAAAACAAUUUGCAGGCUUUUCAACAGCAGCAUCGAUUUACGUGGUGAAAAUAGUAAACCUAUAUUUUCAUAAUUCUAUGUGUAUUUUUAUUUUGAAUAAACUGAAAGAAGUUU
Messenger RNA from Cynocephalus volans (Philippine flying lemur), 1510 nucleotides. It is a transcript of the gene ERP44, whose product is annotated as endoplasmic reticulum protein 44. Gene Ontology annotation, biological process: protein folding. The record is from RefSeq and is a predicted model, not a curated record. Gene Ontology annotation, cellular component: endoplasmic reticulum membrane; endoplasmic reticulum-Golgi intermediate compartment. The coding region runs from base 169 to 1389 and encodes 406 amino acids. The transcript has 12 exons. Gene Ontology annotation, molecular function: protein disulfide isomerase activity. NCBI's taxonomy places the organism in Eukaryota, Metazoa, Chordata, Mammalia, Dermoptera, Cynocephalidae.